Molecule: messenger RNA, 3987 nt
Organism: Saprolegnia diclina VS20
Lineage: Eukaryota; Oomycota; Saprolegniomycetes; Saprolegniales; Saprolegniaceae
Exons: 2
Coding region: 41-3964 (1307 amino acids)
Molecular function (GO): metal ion binding
Source: RefSeq, a predicted model, not a curated record
CUCCGACCCACGCUGCAACCUCAGUAGCACGCGGUCGAGCAUGUCGUCAGGCGACGAGUUCGACGACCACUACGCCACGCAGCGCCGGCGACAGGCGAGCGCUGCACCCGCCAAGGCAGCGGCCGCCACCGAGACCGCCGUCCCGUGGGUCGACGAUGCCGAGGCGCCGGCCUGCCACGUGUGCGAGACGCCCUUCUCGCUCGUGAAGCGCCGCCACCACUGCCGCACAUGCGGCAACGUCAUUUGCUCGUCGUGCUCGGUGUUUGUACCCACGGCGAAGAAGCCACAGCGCGUCUGCAUCACAUGCGUCGAAGGCGUCCAACCCCAAAGAAAGGCAGCCGCACCAUCCCAACUGCCAGCAGCGGCAAAGAAGGAGCCUCGUACUACGAACCGAGCCCAAGCAGACGUCGUCGCGCCAUCCACACGGCCACCGCCUCCGGUUCCGGAUGCACAUUCGUCGCACCGGUUGCAAGAGAGCAUCGAUAACUGGUUCCUCGAUGAGAACGAACCCGUGAGCCCGAUGGCAUCGAUGCCAGUGCCCGAGAAAGCGCGUCGCACCUCGGCUCCAUCCUCCAGCGCGUGGGCGUCGGUCGGCCCAGCGACGUCCAAGGCCAAGCCACAGAGCAAUCUUCGCUUCGCCGACGUUGUGUUUGACGACCGGCCGUUGUACGAUGACGACGUCGACGACUCGCGGUCGCUCUCUCGGUUCCCGCUGCCCAAGACCCAGCCGCAUUACGACAACCGGCAAGCCGAUCGCCACGUGCAUCGCGCAAGUGUGCCGUCUUUAGUCCAGCCCCCGUCGCCUUCGCCGCAGCGGUCGAGUGUUGCAGUCGUCGUACCACCGCGCGCCCACGAGCCAGCGCCAAGGGCCAUGGCCGCGCCAGCGCCCGUGAGCCCACCGUUGGCCCCAUCGACGGCGCCAGAGAAGAAAAAACAUGGGUUUCGAGCCACCAUGAAGCGGCUCUUUGGUGGCAAAGAGGCGUCCGAGGGUAGUGCGCCGCCGCCACUGACGACCGUACCACUGCCGUCGACACGGGCGUCAGUCUCGGUCUCAGUCUCGGUCUCGGCCGCCUCGAGCACAAGUACGUCGGAUGCUCUCAGUGCGAGCAAGGUGUCGUUGGACGCCUCCGAAAAGGUGUCAAGCCGCAGCAACGACGAAGCGUCGCAGUCGCACGCCUCGAGCGCGUAUGCCAAUCCCUCGAUGCUCUCAUUGCGUCCGUCGACGUCGUCGUCAUCACUUGUUUCGAAAGAAGCGUCGGCGCCGGUGACGCGUCCUCGUCGCGACACGUUCGAGGACAUGUUUGAAGGACCGCGGCACGUGCAGCCUCUCCGAGACCUCCAGACGCGCGCCUUUGAUAUUCCGUCGACCGAGAAGCCGACAACGCGUGAGACACGCCGGGGGACGUUGGAAGAUGUUGCGUUUGGGUCACCGCCGACAACGUCCGCCUCGUCCUUGUACGGCGCGUAUGCCUCGGUGCCAGGCGCGUCACGCUACGGACACGAUCGGUUUGCGCUGCCCGAGCGCUCCAACCGAUAUGCGCAUGCCGAGCCGCAAAGGACAACCGCGGUGGACUUUGAUUUGGACGAUGACGACGAUACGAAGCGGCACCAAGCCGAGUUUGACCCGGUCUCGGGCACGUACAUUGUGCCACAAAAGGCGCUGGUCGUGCGGCAGCCAACAUCUGAGGUGUCGCGCCAGCCCACGGCGGUGGGAGGACCGGCCAUGUCCGAGACGACGGGUAUCGCCAUUGUCAACAAGCUCUCGUCGCUCGAGCACGAGCUGGCCGAGCUCAAGAGCUUGCUUGCCGCGCGCAAGUCGCACCGCCGGUCGAACGCCGCCAGCAUCUUUGAGCAAGAGAGUGAAAGCGAUCCUGAUGCGGCGGUGUCACCACCUAUUGUCAAGAAGAAGAAGUCGAAACGAGAGCCCCGAGCGCCGCGGAAGGACUCGUUUGGGGACCUCUUUGAGGACGACGAGGCUUCUGGCAAGCAGCAGUACGAGUCGCUCUUUGCCAUCCAAGGACGCCGCGACCUUAAAGAAGACAAGGACAACGAGGACGAUGACGAGGAAGGCGACGCCCCUGUCUCGCGCUGGCCUGGGCGCCACAAGCCCCGACGAGGCCGGUCGCCCGUGCCCCAAGUGGCUACGAAGAAGGCAUCGAACCGGCGGUUCACGAUGGACGACAGUGACUCGGCUUCGUCCCCGCCGCGCAAGCCAAAGCGCAAGGACUCGUUUGACGGUCUCUUCACAGAGGCGUCGCCGUACAAGGAGGAACUCUUCGGUGACAACGUCGCGUCAAGCGAUGACGACGAGCGCGUCGAAAAUCGCACCACAAGCAAGCGACUGCAGCAUAUUUACGGCUCGGACGGCGACGUGCCGAUGGCGACGGAGGACGACGCGGCGCUGCCGAGUCUCAAGCGCAAAAUCAAAGCGCCCGCAACGGCGCUGAUCGAGGCGAAGGCUUCGACGCCCGUGCAGCCAGCUCAAGUUACCAAGCCUGUCGCCAAGCCCCGCAUGCGCAAGGACUCGAUCGACAACCUCUUCCAGGACGACGCUCGAAAGUUCGAUCAGCUCUUUGUGGACAAGCCGCGACCGGGGACGGUGACCAAGAACCUCUUUGACGGCUCAAGUGACGAGGAUGACGUGGCAGCACCGCUGGCUGCGCCACAACCGCUGACAUUUGAUUCUAUUCCAAGCAACGUAGACAACGACGACGAUGAAGACGACCUUCCGAGUUUGCGGGCGGCAAAACGCCCUGCCCCAACGCCAACUUUGGCACCUGCCGUCGCAGUCGCUGAAAGCCACUUCUCGGACGAAGAGGAGUUGCCGAGCUUGCGGUCGCGUCCGUCGACAGUACCCGCUUCAACGACGUUGCCCGAUCCCGCACCGGUUCCGUUACUUGACCUGGCGGCGCAGACCCAACGCCUGACAGAUGGAUCGCUCCCGAUUACAAGUGACGUGACUUUGGGUAUGCUCGACAUGGUGACAGAUCUUGAGACCGUGCAGAUCGCGCCUUUGGUCGUCGAGGCAGUACCUGCAGUCGUCGAGGCAGCACCUGCGGUCGUCGAGGCAGCACCAACGGUAGCCGAGUUCUCGCUGCCGCCGAGCCAGGCAUCAGGAUUCGUCAUUGAUCUCGACGAGGAGUUUGACGACGGCCUCUUUGGUGCCGCUACAGUUCGUGUCGCAGCUCCAUUGACGACAACGUCCGCUCAAGAGUCGGCAGAGUCGGCAGCCGCAUUAGCAUCGACAGCAACGAACGCCGCUUCGAUGUGGCUCUUCGACGAGGACAGCGGGCGUAGCUCCACGAGCUCCUUCGCUCCUGUCGUCGCAACCGGCAAACCGCAAGACGAACCCUCUGUGUCUCUCUUUGACGAAGCGUCGUACGUGCGGAUCGAGGCGGCUGACGUGCACAGCUCGCCCGAGAUGGUCGGCGUCGCAACCGACGCUGCUGUACCGCCGCUCGAGAGCAACUUUGAGUCGUUCUUUUCGUCGCCCGAGCCGCCGUCGAGUGUCGUUGACAUUAGCAUGGACGAUGACGCGGCGGCCGUCGACGGUGACGACGACCCGACGCCCGACGCCGACGCCUUCAGCUUUGAGCGCAAACCCACCAAGAAGCGGGCGACUGCCGUUGCGCCGGUUCUCGUGCACCGGCCGUCCAAGCCUUUUGGCGUCGACGAGGACAACGACGGCGGGAUCCUCCUCGGACAAGACGCUACGCCACCCACGAAUGCUGUUCCUCUGGAGCCGGACGACGUCGACGUGCUGGCCAAGGUCGACAACGCCGAGUUCGAUGCGUCAUGGCAGGCGAUGCAGCAAGACGAGAAGGCGCGCAAACAAAACGUUCUCAAGCGUCAGCGCCAGCUCCAAAAGCAAAAGCUCAAGGACGCCGCCGAGAAGAAGGCCGCCGAGAAGGAGAAGAAGCCCAAGGCCUCCAAGAAGAAGCACGAUCGGAGUACGACUAAAUAAUAGAUAUAUCUACCUAGCGACUA